GUGGCACUGGUCGCCGCGCAACUCCCUCCGCCGGGCUACGACUUGGAAGAUCCCACCGCGCAGCACGACUGGGUGGCCAAGGAACUUGCCAGUGCCGGUCGCCUGCCUGAGGCCAUUGAGAGCUUUAAGGCAGCUGCCAGGUUUGUUGCGGAGCAUGUCUCCUUCGCCAACUUGGGAGUUGCCUACAUGCGCAACAAGGAGUUCGGCUUGGCUUUAAAGGCUUUGAGAAAAGCAGUUGCAUUGAAUCCAGAUGAUGGACAUGCCAACGAGAAUUUGGAAGUCUUGGUGAACUUCGCCUCAAGUCACGGCUACGACCGGAAGAAGCUGGAAGCCUUAGGGAAAAAGGUCGAGUUGGACCUCACUCCGAAAGGUCAAAAACCAGUUGAAGAUGAGGAAGCGCCUAAGAGUGGACGAGAUUAUCGGAUAUUGAGCAAUCCAGUGCAGAUUGGCAACCGCGGCAGAGAACUUGACAAGCGCGGAGAGAAGAGAAUCGCCCGAGGGUAUGUGUCCUUGGCUUUGCAUCUGAAUCCCUGGGUGGGGCUUCAAAUCCCAUGGGUGGAUGAUUUCGUGGCGGAAGAAAGAAGCAGAAUGACCUACUGGGGAGGCAAUGCCUUUGUGGGGUGGGAUAAGACCAAAGUGGAAGAUAUCAUCAACUCCCAUUUCAAAGAGUCUGCCGAACCAGAGGUCUAUGAAUUGGCGUUGUAUGCCUGGAGAAAUCUGCAGUUGGUGAAACACUCCUGCUGCGGCAUCGACAACCUGGCCGUCUUCUUGUCCCGAGCACGAAAGUUUGCUCACCCGCAGUUGGUGCCCUUUCUGCACCUAACACCGGAGUACAUCCCGAGUCUGAAGAAGGACAACAAGGUGAUGUACAGCUCCUUCAAGCAAUGGUGGGAGCAAAAUGGACGGAAGCCAGCGCCACCACCCGCUAUUGAGUUUGAUGGUAAGGACCAAUGGGACUGGGAGUGGAUGAAGGUGGUUAUGCCAGCGGAUCGAGUGCCGGAGGGCUGGGAAGUCUUCACACAAGCUGCGCUGCUCUAUCGUCUCCAUGAGUAUGAGGGCGCUCGCAGCUGUUUGGGCGAGGCCUUACGAAUCAACAGCGAGCUGGGAGUAGCCAGCGAUGAGCUCCUCCCAGGCUUCGCGAGCUUCGCACCGCCGCGGCCAGCUCUGGUGCCCUCGAGAGCCAAAUACCUGGUGUGUUACAAUCCCCAGGUGGGCCUUGGAAACGUGGCAGUGGUCAUGGUCUCGGCCAUGAAUUUGGCGCAGCUCACAGGGCGGAUCUUGGUCAUUCAUUGGAAUACCAACAUGGUCUCCAGACACGCCUGGGAACUCUUGGAGACUCCUGGCGUUCGGCUCUUGGCUGAUGCCGCCAGCGAGUUGGAGGUGGUGGACACCUCGAUCAGCCGCAGCGGCGUCGGGGGGGCGCAGAGGAAUUGGAUCGCUUGGUGCAAAGUGAUGUGGGCCGCCGUGCGAAAGUUGAUGUCUGACUCACCUCAUCGGAGCCAAGGUGAAGAGUUUGUACUUCUUUCACCUCAUGGACAGCGGGAUGCUGGUCACUUGUCGGAACGUUGA
Molecule: messenger RNA, 1569 nt
Organism: Cladocopium goreaui
Lineage: Eukaryota; Dinophyceae; Suessiales; Symbiodiniaceae
Source: the annotation of a GenBank genome assembly